ACGGCCUCCUCUCCAAUCUGCUUAAUUGUAAAGGGCUUCACGUCCGCGAAAUGAGCCCUGAAAUAAGAAAGAGACAGAAUGAAGCACGACGCUGUGCUGUGCGGCGCCCCGCUCCGCUCGAACAAAAAUCCGAUCCACCCACCCACCCACACGGAUAGAAACACAAUCACCAUCGGAUGCAGAGGCUCUCAUUUUUAACCUUCUUCUCCCCUUUGAAACGCAUUCCUGAACCCUGAUUGAUCGACAAAAAAUAUUAUCUCUGACGUGCUGCUAUUCAUCGCUCUCUCUUUCGAUUCUCCCUCCCUGGUUCGAGUUCGAGAGAGAGAGAGAGAAAGAGAAAUGGGUGCAUUAGGGCAGUAGAAGUGAUGUGUCACUAAUUAUGGCAUGCAUGGAAUUGAAAAGAUACCCCGUUAAAAUAGGCUGCAGUGGAUUGAGCCUCCUCCUAAAUAUUCCCAAAAUAGGAACAUAAGGAUAUAGUUAUACUCUCCUCUCUCCUCUUCUCUUCUCUGCAACCAUGUCUCCUUCUUCGCAAUCCGCCCUCUCCUCGCAUUCAAACCUCGAGUGUUUCUUGGACUGCACCACUCCUUUUGUCCCCUCUCAAAUUCUCCCAAAGACCUGCAUUAGGGACCUCAAUAGUCUGUGGCAUCCCAUAGACGACCAGAGAGAGACCAUGGAGUACUUCAACCUCGGAGACCUCUGGGAUCGAUACGACGAAUGGAGUGCAUACGGCGCCGGUGCUCCCAUCGUCCUGAGCAGUGGGGAGACCGUAGUCCAGUACUACGUUCCCUAUCUCUCUGCAAUUCAGAUUUAUACCAGCAAGUCUUUUGCUAAUUUACGGCCUUUGAGGGAGGACAGUGAUCAGGGUGAGUUCGAAGGGCGGGAUUCGUCGAGUGAUUCGUGGAGCGAUGACAGUGAAAGCGACAAGGCACUGUCUAGGUGGCCGAGCUAUUCGAGCCCUGGACGUGGAGGGGCUUGGGAUGCCACCUCUGAGGAUUCCAGUUUCGAUCAAGAAGGUGGAGGCCUCUGGCCCAUGCGUGAUCGGCUCGGUUACCUCUAUUUCCAAUACUUUGAGCGAUCGGCCCCAUAUGGACGGAUACCACUCAUGGACAAGAUUAAUGAAUUAUCAACGGGUUUUCCUGGAUUGAUGUCGUUAAAAAGCAUUGACCUUUCGCCUGCUAGCUGGAUGGCCGUUGCUUGGUACCCAAUUUAUCACAUUCCCACAGGGAGAACAGUGAAAGAUUUGUCUGCGUGUUUCCUCACUUAUCACACCCUCUCCUCCUCCUUCCAAGAAAAUGGGUGUGAGGAUGGGGAGGAGAAGGUUAGAGGGAGAAAAGGGAAUAUUGCUCUCCCUCCAUUCGGGUUGGCCACAUACAAAAUGAUGGGCAGUAACAACCUUUGGAUGAAUGGGAGUGGGGAGAGCAGCAGCAGAGACCAAGACCGCAUUAUCUCUCUCAUGAGCGCUGCCGACUCAUGGCUUAAGCAGCUCAGAGUCCAGCACCACGAUUUCAACUAUUUUGUUUCUCACUCCAACUUCAUCAUGUAAAUAUGUGCAUCCCUUUCUCUACUGCAAGAACUCCUCGAUCAAAACAAACACAACCCACCGAAAAGAACCUCCGAGACCGAAAAUUCGCUCAAGAAGGCCGACUUUCGUCUGCCAAGCUUUUUGCUUUUCAACUGAUAAGUCUAGCUCCAAACCACAAAAUAGAAAGAACCAUGUGGAGAGAGACAGGAAGAGUGUUUUUUUUGUUUUUUUUUUCAAGGUUAACUUGCCUCUAAACCCCCUGUUGUUUUUGUACACUCUGCCCCUAAAGAGGUUUGGGACCAUAUUAACUGGGUAAGGAAGGGAGAGAGACUCCUUUUUGUGUUUUUGUAGUUUGCUUGGUGUCAUAUAUGACUAAUCCAUGGAUUUCUGAUUUCUGACACAUUUUUAUUAUGAGUUCGUUGUUGUUGGUAGAUAAUGGGGGAUUUGAAGUUUGUCUGAAAUGAAGUAUGCUUUGGUGAUGA
This is a messenger RNA of Amborella trichopoda, 2004 nucleotides long. RefSeq lists its product as uncharacterized. NCBI's taxonomy places the organism in Eukaryota, Viridiplantae, Streptophyta, Magnoliopsida, Amborellales, Amborellaceae. The record is from RefSeq and is a predicted model, not a curated record.